Messenger RNA from Sorghum bicolor (sorghum), 1932 nucleotides. RefSeq lists its product as uncharacterized. The record is from RefSeq and is a predicted model, not a curated record. Lineage: Eukaryota; Viridiplantae; Streptophyta; Magnoliopsida; Poales; Poaceae. The coding region runs from base 315 to 1361 and encodes 348 amino acids. The transcript is spliced from 11 exons. Gene Ontology annotation, molecular function: cysteine-type deubiquitinase activity. Gene Ontology annotation, biological process: protein deubiquitination.
CGUGCUCUGUUAACUAACGGCAGGGGAAAGGAAGGAAGUCCGAUCGAAUCCCCAAUUUCGUUUUCGGUUUUCCUCUUCAUCUCCAAUCAAUCCAUCCAAUCCCCGCCCCGUCGUCUUCUUCCUCGAUUGAUUGCCUGAUUGGCUUCCUCUUCCUUGAUUCGAAUCCAAGUAAACUACCCAAAGCCCCCCACCCCCAAGGAAGGAACCCUACCCGCGAGAGGCGGCGCCACGCCGGAGCCUGCUCGUGGUGGCAGGCGACCGAUCCAAAGCAAAGCUUCCUUCCUGUCUCCUCUCCAUCCACCCACAAGAAAGCCAUGGUUUUGUUCGAACUAGACCCGGACAUCACCCGAUGGGGUCUUCACCAUCUCCUCCCCGCUCCGGCUGGCUACUCUGCUCAUGAUCGCACCCAAACCACCCCUACCACACCUUGUACAGCCUUUGUUCGCCCUCUUCAUCAGCCCACCGGAGACAUGGGUGGCUCAAACUCUGUUGAGAUCAAGGUUGAGCAUGUCAAUGCGGUUGACAACGACGAGGUCAUCGCGCAAGCCCUUCAGGAAGAACUGUCCCAUGUCGCCCUCGCCGAAGCAUCCGGGGCAAACAGCACCCCUGACGAUCAACAACACUCUGCUGUUCUCACGCAGCAAUGGCUUCGCCCACGUGCCGUCCAUGUACAAUCAUCUUCUCAAGAGGCAGGGACCAGGGAGGAACCUUUCAGCACCUGCUCAAGCCCUGGAGAUGACAAUAAUGUCCAGGACAGCCAGCCAUGCUUGAUGGAGCUCAUGGAUAACUUUUCUGUCCUUGACGGUGAAGUGGGCAAAAGGUUGAACAACAUGGUUCCUGUUCGUCAUGUUCCUAAAGUAAAUGGAGAGAUUCCUUCUGUUGAUGAAGCCAUUUCAGAUCAUCAAAGACUUCUUGACAGGUUGGUGCUGUACGGUUUGGUUGAUCUCAAGGUUAAAGGAGAUGGCAACUGCCAGUUUAGAGCGCUGUCAGAUCAAUUUUACCGAACUCCUGAACAUCACAGAUUUGUUCGGGAACAAGUGGUGAAGCAGCUUGAAUCGCAUCCUGAGAUUUAUGAAGGAUAUGUUCCUAUGGAUUACAGGGAAUAUCUCAGAAAAAUGUCAAAGAGCGGAGAGUGGGGUGACCAUGUUACAUUGCAGGCUGCUGCAGAUACGUAUGGUGUAAAGAUCUUCAUCCUGACAUCAUUCAGAGAUACAUGUUACAUUGAGAUUCUUCCUGUUGUUGAGAAAUCCAGAAGAGUUAUAUGCUUGAGUUUUUGGGCUGAGGUGCACUACAACUCGAUAUAUCCGGAAGGAGAGUUGCCGGUUUUGGAGAACAAAAAGAAAAGCUGGUGGCCCUUCUAGCUAGCAUUCCCAGGACGGGACAAGGAAGAAGAUUAGAGCAGCUAGGGAUCCCGAGCAGCUAACAGAUAGGAGCCUUUCUGUUGGGCUAUGUGACUAACUCAUGGCGACGCGGAGGCCAUGGGCAGUUGCGGCUUGCGCCUUUGACGGCACUGCAUUACCAUUGUCAUUGCCAUAGGGGAGACAUGUGCAGUACUGUACGUAGUAGUAGAUGAUACUCACUAUCCCAUUUGUACAGAGAGAACGAGGGAAGAGCGAGACAGAUAAUCAGGCCAUUAGCAUAGUAAUAGUAGUAAUAAUAAUGUAAUACAGGAGGGAGGAGAGGGUCAUUCAUUCAUUGAUUCAUUUGCUAUUGCUAGUUCCUUUUCCGGUCGUUCGAUGAUGUAGCCAGCCACAGAGUUGUGAUAGGCUCAUGCUCAUUCUUUAUUUUGUUCUUGGACAUAUCAUGCAUAUUUAUCAUCAUCAGACAAAUAAUGCAUGCAUGAACUUGGAUGGAAACAAUUAACAGUCUGUUGAUGACGAUUAUUAUUUGGUCAAAUGGCUGCCAGUCUCAUGGAUGAGGAAUUUGUAUUAA